UACACUGCAGAGUUAGUUUCAAGAUGCAGGCCGUCAGAUAGAGCAUGAUGCAACAAAAUUGACUAUAACGAUGUGUGGAGACGGGAAUCAACAAAACAAUAUCACUAAACAGUUAGAAGAAUCUCACACGACAACCACAUCUGACAAAGAAUUACAGACAAAGACGAAUUCUGGGCCACAGUGGUCGGACGUUGAGAAAAUGACCAAAGGUUUGGUUAACACCGUUCUGAAACAGUUUCUUCCAGCCAUGGUACGAACUACUUCCAGUGUUGGUCUGUCUGGUUCUUGUUACUCUAGCCUGUUGAAGCUAACUUUUGGUGUUCGACGUUUAAGAUCUUGGGCAAUUAGAAUGUUGGAUGCCUCAGGAAAGAUUACAGCUGGAAUUUUGGACGGGUCAUUCACAGAUUUUGGCUCCUAUGACCAAUGCCUCAAUGUCGUCGUUUCCAAUCGAAAAUCGAAGGGAAUAAGUUUCCGUGGAAAAUAUUGUUUCUUGCAGGUUCAUCCUGAAUUUCCUUCAGGAUCAAUUCCACCGGAUUCCAAGCUACAAGAAACGGCUUUUCGUGAGAUUUCGGAAAUCGCUAAAUAUCUGUCUGAAGUGGAUUAUCUUACAGCAUUGUGUGUACCCUCAACGUGUACUACUGAAGACAUCGAAAAACUUGCAAAAAAAGCCCUUCAAGAUGUGGUUCGAGUCUCAGUUCCUCACUGUGAAGAUAAAUCAGAAAAUGAGUUGACUAAAGAACAAAUCAGUGUUUUGUCCCUUCUUGGAACGAUCCUGUUACUUGUGGUCUUAGGAACAAUACUUGACCUUUGGAAACAUUACCACUCCGAUAAAGGUUUGAAAAGCAAAGAGGGAACUGUAUCUUGGCAAGGACAGGUUUUCAACAUUCUCAUCUCGUUUUCCAUUUUCACCAACGGAAAGGAGCUGCUUAACACAAAGAUUAGAUCAGGAAACCUCGGUGCUGUACAUGGAAUGCGGUUCUUGACUAUUUUAUGGGUCAUCUUGGCACAUACCUAUAUGUUUCCAAAUUUUAGUAUUUUCAAACGGCUUGUAGAUUUUCGAGAUGCACCAAAGAGCGUCAGUUUCCUGGCUGUGUGGAACUCGUGGUUGCAAGUAGACACUUUCUUCUUUCUCACGGGUUUAACGCUGACGUAUACAUCAAUGAAAAAACUCGCUGUAACAAAUGGUCGACUGGAUAUUGUAAGAUAUGUGGCACAUCGAUACUGGAGGUUGACCCCUCCGUUGAUGCUGGUCAUAUCACUGAUUUUUCUCCUUCCUUUGCUUUCUUCUGGACCGUUGUGGUACAAAGUUGUAGAGCCUCAAAUUCAAAAUUGUAGAGACACCUGGUGGGCAAACGCUUUGUAUGUCAGUAACUUUAUGGGAUUAUACAACGUUUGUUUCGGACCGACUUGGUACUUAGCAGCUGAUAUGCAGAUGUACCUGAUAUCUCCUAUUGUUCUUAUCGCCUUAUAUAGGUGGCCACGUAUAGGAAUUGGUCUCGCCGCCCUCGGAAUGUUAGUAUCAUGGGUCGUUAUCGCAGUAGUUACUGUGUGGAUGGACUUUCCUCCUUCUGUAGUAAUAUUUGACGCCAAAACAGUAAGGGAAAUGACCAGUUACGUUCAUUUUAUGGCAUAUAUUCAUUUGGGCCCUUACUGUAUUGGAAUCAUUUUGGGAUAUCUGCUGGAGAAACAUAAAAACGUGAAAAUGAAACCGAUUGUUGUGGUUCUUGGCUGGAUCGUUACUACGAUCUCGUGUUUAGCUGUUGUUUUUGGAGCUUAUGACUGGCAUAACGGGAUCAAACCAAACGUCUUUGUUACAAUUCUCUACAGUUCGGUUCAUAGAACUGUGUUUGCCUUGGGACUAGCUUGGAUAAUUUUUGCGUGCACCAGCGGUUAUGGAGGGCCUGUUAAUGCAUUCUUGGCAUGGAAACCAUUUGUAGUCCUUGGCAGGCUGACGUAUAUGAUCUACCUGGUUCAUUUCCUCGUGCUGCUCAUCAUUCUCGGUUCAGUAAGAGAAAAACAGUUUUUCAGCCACUUCGAACUU
Molecule: messenger RNA, 2041 nt
Organism: Limulus polyphemus (Atlantic horseshoe crab)
Lineage: Eukaryota; Metazoa; Arthropoda; Merostomata; Xiphosura; Limulidae
Product: nose resistant to fluoxetine protein 6-like
Exons: 15
Molecular function (GO): acyltransferase activity, transferring groups other than amino-acyl groups
Source: RefSeq, a predicted model, not a curated record